Teleopsis dalmanni is the source of this 1651-nucleotide messenger RNA. RefSeq names its product SEC14 domain and spectrin repeat-containing protein 1-B. The record is from RefSeq and is a predicted model, not a curated record. Lineage: Eukaryota; Metazoa; Arthropoda; Insecta; Diptera; Diopsidae.
GUAAUCGUAUCUUAAUGCGUCUCACCGAAGCAUAUGCACAGCCACCACCCAAGCUGGAACAAAUGCCAGCAACAAAUAGUAAUCACAAUAAUAGUGAAACAAUAGUGAAAUCACCUGCAUUGGCCUUAACACUGACCGCUGCAUCUUCUUCUUCGCCAACGAGUACCGGCAGCAGCAAUGGCACUGGCACUACAAUACCCCAGAAACAAGCCUUACCGCCAGAUCUGAACUGUGAACGCACACGCAUCGAACUACGAAUCAAUGAAAUUGAAAAGAAACAAACUGAGAUACGUACAGCGUGGCUGGAACUUUUGCAGUGCAUACGAGAAGCACGUGAGUUGGCUGCAUUAGAGGAGGGUGUGUCAUUUGUUACAAAUUGGAUACUUAAUACGGCAGAACAAAUGCUAAAUCGACAGCAAACGAUUGGUUGUGAUGUACGUGCCUGCGAAGCAUUACGUUCUGCACAUGAUGCACUUGAAUUGGAAUGUCGUGAAACCUAUGGUUUCUAUGCGGAGUUACUUUAUAAGAUUAAUAUAUAUGGAGGCUCAAAAGAUAAUUUCACCUACAAAGAUCUAAUGUCACAGAAGGACUUUAUGAAUUUUGUUUGUCGUUCCUUUGCAACGCGUUUGGAGCGCAGACGUAAUGUACUGAUCACGUCAUUGCGGUUUUUUCGUCUCGUUACCGAUUACUUUGAUCGUACAACUGUGGUUUUUGAAUCGCUAGUUAUGAGCAGUAAGACAGAAGACUUCGAUACAGCUGCUGGGAACCUACAAAAACUCAAGGACAGUCAAUUUAGUUUGGUGAAUAUGGAACGUGAACUCAUAAAAGAGGGUGAAAAACUUAGCGAUAUGCUGGCGAUGCCGGUUAAGGAUGCGCUUGGCCGUGACCUACACGUUGACUAUAGUGACGACAUAUGCAAUAUACGCGAAAUUUUGGAUACGACCAUAGCGCGUCGAAAUAUUUUCAGAGACAGCGUUGAACUACAAAAACUCACCUUGGAACAAGUGACACACAUUCACACGUACGAGCAAGACGCGCAAACAGCGAUAAAGUGGAUGGACGAUUUGUACAAUGUCAUGAUCAAGUGCCAUUCGCAUGUUGGGUGCAAUAUACAUGAGAUACAGGUGCAGAAGGAUGAAUUGCAAACAUUUCAAGAAACUGGAAAAAGUAUCUUCAACUAUGGCUGUCAGCUAUUGGAGGCCUCCCAAGCACUACGACUUUCAUGCAAACUCGACACCGCGGUAGCACAGAAUAUGUUGCAACAACUACAACGCACCUGGCAUAGUCUACAGGCCAUAAGUCAGGAGCACAUGACACGUCUACGUGUGUCCGCAGUCUUUCAUCGCAGUGUUGAGGAAUACUGUCAACAAUUGCACGACCUUAAAUUGUCGGUAUGCAGUUUGCGUCAACAGAAUAGCAGCAGCAGCAGCGGUAUUAGCAGCGAAGUUGAUUCCCAACCUUCACCGGUUGUUGCUACAGUGGCGGCAAUGGAAAAAUCACAAACCCAGUUGGAGCAACGCAAUCAGCUGCAAAAGUUUCUCGUUGAACGCGAACAACUUUUAGUGGAAGUAGGUCGCAUGGUGCGAUUGGGCAGGUUGUUGAAGACACGUUUGAAAGAACCAUUCGUCUUAGAUGCUGUUACAGGCAAGAG